Pedinophyceae sp. YPF-701 is the source of this 2793-nucleotide messenger RNA. The record is from the annotation of a GenBank genome assembly. NCBI's taxonomy places the organism in Eukaryota, Viridiplantae, Chlorophyta, Pedinophyceae.
AUGAAUCGAAACGUCAGGCUUACUGCAGCGACGGUUGCUGCGGGGCUCAGCACCAUCAUCGGCGAAGUUCUGCUUUCCACCGGCGCCUCGCCGAUGGUUGCGACGGUCUCGAUGGUGGCCCUGGCGGGCGCCAGCCUGGCGGCGUCGUGGCCUGCACCCAACAACAACCCGCGGGAGCACAAGGCGGAUGCAACGAGCCAGAACAUCGUCGUGGACGCGUCGAGGCAGUAUUUUCUCGUGCUGGUCGCUCUAUCUUUCUGGGGCUUCGCGGCGACGGCGGUUCUGGCGGUCCUGCUGGGUCCGAGCGCGGCCUGGACAGUCACUGACACCGACGUGGACGGGCUCCGCUCUCUCCUCCGAGCCCUGGACACAGGCACGGCGUACAUCAGUCGCAUGUCACUGCUCAGGGCGUGCCUGUGCGUCGCCGUGCUCGGGCAGUGGAGCCAGCAGGAGCGCCAGCGGACCAACGACUGCACGGGAAAGUGCACCCACGUGCCUGCAACGCCCCGGACAUCAUGGGUGCUGUCCCAGCACGUGCACUUCAUCUCCGUGAGCUGCAUCGUGGCGCUGAUCGCGGUGCCGCACGUCGUACCGGAGCACGCGGUGGCGUUGGUUCCCCUCCUCACCUCAAACGGAGGCGUCGACAACGUGACUGAGCUCGCUCUCCACCCGCUACACACGACAGGAGCUGGCAGCCGGUACGUCGAGCGGUCCGACUCCGAGUCUGCCCGGGCUGGGUGGCUGCCGACGAGCUCGAAGCUGCGUUUUGGCACUCAGGAUGGUGUUGUCGGCCCCCUCAUCGUCGCUCGACUGGCGGUUCAGGACGACGGCAGCGUCGCGUCGACUGAGGUCGUCAUGACGCGUCAUCUACGGGCACACUUCUGGCCCUUGCUUGCCUUGACGCAGACCCAGCUGCUCUUGACUGUCAUCGCAUUGUUGUUUGCGACGCGAGUCGCGCUCGAGUCGAGCGACGCUCAGCCCCUCGAUCUCCUCCUGAGUGUCCUCUCCUUCCAUGUCGAGUCCCUGGCUGAUUCGGAGCCCCAGUGCGACGAACGGCCCAGCGGAAGCGGCAGCAGCGGCACAGACGUUGCCUGCCUGCGCACCCUUCUCGAAAGGCUGUCUAGCGCGCAAGCUUCAGGAGAGUCGAUCUCGGCCGCCCUACUCGAGGCAUGUUCGUGCUCCCCGCCGGCCGUGUCUCAGCGCAUCCCGGACUACCACAACAUGUUGGACAAGCGCACCGCGGACUGGAUCGUCAACCAGUACACGUCGGAGGGCAUCGACAGCCUGCCCAAGGGCUGCGAGAGCAGCGUCGCCCGCGCGUCGAGCGUGUCUGACUCGCGUGCGGGCUCCUGCGACGACGGGGGCUUCGAUCCACGCCGCGAGGAAGCGCCGCUCGGCUGCGGGACCCUCAACGAUCGGCAGACCCUCUUCGGCAACGACAUCAUGUGCGGCCGCAUGUCGUCGGCAAGCGUCGCGGACCCGUCCGUCGACAUGCCGCGGCGCUUCAACUCAAUGCCCCCACUGCCCAGCUCGUGCUCGCGGGACGAGCCACUCGAUGACAGUCCCCGGCAGAGCGGAUGCGAGCUGUCGUUCGCGCCCGAGAGCGAGGUGUCGCCGCUGAACGUCGAGUGGGCCGGCACGAUCUUCGACCUGCAGUGCGACCAGCUCCUCGCAGGCGCCAUGGAGCUAUUCGCGUCCACGGGGGUGUUUGAGACGGGCUACAUCUCGCGCAGGCGCACCGCCAAGCUCCUCCACGUCAUCUCGCAGGCGUACUCCGAGCACAACGCGUACCACAACAUCGGCCACGCGGUGGACGUCGCCCACACCACGCACCUGUUGCUCGCCAAGGCGCAGCCGCGCCUCCAGGCCCGCCCGCUCGAGAAGUUCGCCGUGCUGCUCGCAGCAGUGGCCCACGACGUCGGGCACCCGGGCGUGAACAACGCGUUCUUGGUCGCGACGCGACACCCUCUCGCGACUCGCUACAACGGCCGGUCGGUGCUCGAGAACCACCACGCAAGCACGCUCUUCGAGGCCAUGGAGUUGGAGCCCGAGGCCGACAUCUUCGUCGACCUGCAGAAGUCAGAUGCUCGCUCCAUGCGCUCCCUUAUCAUCGACUGCAUCCUGCUCACCGACAUGGCGUCGCACUUCGAGAUGAUCAACAACCUGCACGUGAUGGCCCGGCGCAGCCGCAAGUCGCAGCUCUGCCGCACGGUCUACGCCCCCGACGGCCAGAGCGCGGGCGCGGACCGCGCGUUCGACGACCGCGACCGCCGGUACAUUUUCGCGGUCCUGUUGCACCUCGCGGACAUCGGACCGAUGCUCAAGCCCGGGACGCUGGGCUGGUCGGAGCGGGUGCUCCACGAGUUCUUCGAGCAGGGGGAUCGCGAGGCCAGCCUCGGCCUGCCCAUCUCGCCCAUGAUGGACCGGGCCGAGGUGAAGCUUGCCUACUCGCAAAUGAAGUUCGUCGAGUUUGUUCUCUGGCCGCUUCUGGAACCGGUCGUCGGGGUGCUGCCGGAGCUGACGGAGGUGACGGAGACCCUCGUCGCCAACUACCUCGCGUGGGUCGACUUGGCGGCGGAGGAGGGCUCCGCGGAUGGCGCCGCGCUGCAGUCGGCGGCACGGGAGUUCCAGGCGAGGGCGAAGGCGGUCGCUCUGCAGGGCGCUGGGGACCUUGCGCGGAUGCGGGAGGCGGAUAAGCGGGCGAAGAUCCGCCGGAGCAGCAUCGGAGCCACUCCGUUGGGCGUGAUGCGCAAUGUCGCUGCCAAACGUGUGCUCUGGAACGUGCAGCAGUAG